GGCGGUCAAUUUAUCAGAUGAACCGGUUGCCCUCCGGACGUUUUAAACGCUGCACAUGAUUCCAGGAAGUCACUGUUCCCGGAAGCGAUUGAAGCUCGAUGGAGCAGGACAAGAUUUUGCAUGGCAGCCGGAAAAGGGCAUAUGAGAAAAUCUCAUGGCACAAUGAGUGUGAAACUUCAGUCCAAAGGGAUAUAGAGAAGCUCUUUAAUAAGAAAUUCUCCUUCCAGAAGCCGGAGGGCGACAAGUGGGUCCUGCCUGAUGCCCCUGACGCCCCCUCGGGUGAGCCGAAGCUGUCCGACAAGCUGGAGAAACUGAAGGUGUCGCUCAACCGGGUGAAGGACCAGCUGAGUGACAAGGACCUGGAGAAGUGGCACCCACACACCAGAUCCACCAACUGGGCCGGCAAGAUCAUCUCGCGGGUCCGGCAGAGCACCAAUGCAGAGCUGUGCACCCAGGCCUGGUGCAAGUUCUAUGAGGUCUUGGGCACUUUCCCCGUGCUGCCGGAAGCGGCUCUUCAGGCUGGGAAGCUGAACUCAGUACACCUGUGUGAGGCCCCUGGCGCCUUCAUCACCAGCCUCAACCAUUACCUGCGCUCCAACUACGCCUCGUGUGACUGGAAAUGGGUGGCAAAUACCCUCAACCCCUACCACGAAGGCAAUGACAUGGGCACCAUGAUUGCAGACGACCGGCUGAUUGUGGGCACUCUGUCGCGGUGGUACUUUGGUCCCGACGACACGGGGAACGUGAUGGAUCGGCGACACCUGGAGGGCCUGAUCGAGUUCACCCGGGACCAGGGCAUGGAGACCAUCCACCUGGUGACGGCAGACGGCAGCGUCGACUGCCAGGAUGACCCGGGCGAGCAGGAGGCGCGGGUGGCUCCCCUGCACUACUGCGAAGCCGUCACAGCCCUGCGGCUGCUGAGCCCCGGGGGGUCGCUGGUGCUGAAGAUGUUCACUCUGUUCGAGCGGCCCUCGGCCUGCCUGAUCUAUCUGCUCAACUGCUGCUUCGAGCAGGUGCACGUCUUCAAGCCAGCUACCAGCAAGGCGGGCAACUCCGAGGUGUACAUCGUUUGCCUGGAGUACAGGGGCCGGUCGGUGCUGGGCUCUCACCUGGAGGAGCUGGAGCGGGGCUUCGGCCCGGGGCUGCCCCGGGACUCGGCGCUGGCCCGCUCCGCCUUGCCACCUACCUUCCUCAGGCAGUUGGAGGAUUGCUGCAGCGUCUUCCACCAGCAUCAGACCACCACCAUCCGGGAGAACCUGCGGCUUUUCGCUGGCUCCACCCCCCGGGAGGCUGAACGACUGGCCCAGCGGCGGAACUGCGCCGCCGAUCACUACCUGCGCCACUUCCGGCUGAGCAACCUGUCCCGCAGACACUGGGUAUUGAAGGACUACCUGCCGGACCUGGGGUUGAUGGGCCAGUUCAAUUCCCAGAGCAAGAGGCAGCAGGCCGGCUCCCACAACCAGAUGCGGGAGCUCGCCCAGCAGGGCUGGCGGGAGCGUCUGUGCCAAGGGCCCCUGGGGCGCAAGGUGGCCGCCCACUGCGGAGGCCUCUCCACUCUCGCACCUCCCCUGCUGGAGGGGCAGGCUGAGGCUCCGGGUUGCCACCUCUGGCGUGUGCUGGAAGCCCGGGCUCUCAGCAGUCUGGCCAGCUCCCCCUUUUGUGAGGCAGAGUUCCUGCACAGCCUGAACGAGUCGUUGGAGGCGGCGGACGCAGGCUCGGCUCUGGUUCCCUGUUCCUCCUGCCACCCCCUCUCCCCGGAGCAGGUGCUGACCCAGCUCACCAAGGUGGCAAAGCCUCUAGGCGUCUCUGUCGAUCGCCUGCUGGUGCUGGGGGCCCUGGAGUUGCUGGAUCUGGGCGGGCUGUCAACCAGCCACCCCAGUCUGUCCGUACCGCUCCCCCCGAGCACACGGCUCCACGACGGCGAUCCCCGCUACCAGCGCUGGCUGCUGGAGGCCGUGCUGAAGGUGCUGACAGAGAGCAGCGAGGGCACUGCCUUCAUCUUGCCCCUCCGUUCCGCCUUCACCCGCUUCACUGCUGGCCUGGUAUUGGUGCUCAGCCACUGCUUCCGUAGCCUGUCCUUUGCGUGGCCCUUCUCAGACUCCGGCCCCAUCUGCCCAGUCGUACUGCUGGGUGUCGGCUUCCGCCAGCCGCCCGCCGAGCUGCUCGAGUUUCUGCGCCAGCUGAGUGGGCGGCUGGCAGAGCUGCAGUGGCCAGCUGGGGCAGAACCGGGCCAACAGGUGCUGCAGUUCGUGCCCACCGAAAUGCUGCUCAGCGGCUGCCUACCCAAGUUCCUCAGUGCCCUCAACAUUGCCACUUGCAGGUAUAGGCUUCACCUGGCUGUUCAGGAGGCCGAGACCUAGGUCCCAGGCGAUCGAGGUAAGGGUGUGGGGUGGUGGCAUCUUGCAGUGGGGAAGGGGGGUGGGGGGAUUGGACACGCAGUGAGUGUAGUCUCUGUCAAGCUCACCUCCGGAGGAAUUGAGAACUGCUUCGUGGCCCCGAGUCUGACAGACGGACCUGACGGUCAUAUUCUGAUCCUUUGGGACCAAACACCCAGUGCUGUCAACCUUGAGGAUGUUUGUGAUGAGAGUUAAUUUCCUGUGUGUGUUUUGCACGCGUUCUCUGUCUGUGUGUUACUCAGGAGCCAGCAGUGAGUGGGUGACGAGUGCUGGUGUUGGCACCAGGAACCACUGUAAAGCUGUGGGCGACUCUGAUGAAGGAAUGUCAUUUUGAUGUGAUUCAGGUCGAACGACUAAUGGGAGAAAGGUGAAUAACAUGGAAACAUUGUGCAAGGGUGUCAGCGGGAUUAAGCCUGGAGUCUGUCCCACUGGUUUGAUUCCCCAUUCCUGACCUCCAUCUUCUUAUUCCUCCCAGAGGUUAGCAAGUAAUUUUGUAGUAUUGAUGAGGAGAGACAAUGGAUCGGCAUUAGUAUGAAACCACCAAUGGGAGUGAUGGGAUUGUUGUCCUUUCUGUCUGGCCAUUGUGGCCCAGGCCCGGUACAAGUGUCCACUUGCAGAGAGCGUUGCUGUUCUUUCCUGGCUUUUCAGCUCAAUCCCAUUCCAGCAACACUGACCACUUUGCUUUGGGGUCUGUUCUGGAGGUGCUGAGGCACAGCACACAAGUCAGGACAGGUCUGCUUGACACCCUGCCCUAUAGCAGUGACAUUACAUUUCUUUAACAGCACACUACUUUGUGUAAACUCUCAGAGGAAGAGCAGUCUGGGGGGAUGGUUUGUGCUCCUGUCCAACGUCUGUGCUGUGGUGAAGCUGUGUAAUGUCUGUUAUACAGAGAGGGUCAUUGCAGGGAUGGAAUCAGUCAGGGUCACGUCUCUCGUUGUGCUAUAGUUCAAAUUCCGAUUAGUUAUGUUGUUGGUUUGCCUGGGACUGCAUUAUAUAUUCUGUUGUCUGUAGAUCUGUUUGAGCCUUCAGUAUAGAAAACUCUGUCCUUUGUCUUUUUUCAAUGCCCUAGAUUAUUUGUUACAUCAGUGAAAGAUAGUAAUUAAAUUAGUGGUUUAAUCAGUGCUGAAAUUCCAAACAGGAUGACAAUGCCUUGAGAGAGAAAGCAAACAUAACCUGGGCUGAGGCUAGGGUGCUGGAGACUUUAGCACAGUUCUGUAGUAAGUUUAUGUAUUGCACUCUACUGCUGCAACAAAACAAUCCUGAUGCAUGAGAGUGAUCUGAUCUCUAUUGUGGACAGAGAAUGGGAAGGGGGCAGGGACAGGGGAAUCAUGGUUGGGAAAAGGGAAGGAACAGGAUGAGCCUCUGGUUCAUUGUAUAUUAAACUAAUCUGAUGUUUGUUUAAAAAUAAAAUAAUUCUAUUUUAAAAGUGCACUUUAAAAUACGUAUCCUUUGCAUCUAAGAAAGAAAGCAAUAAAUGCUGCCCGGUCAAGGGAAGGACUUUAUCUCAGCUUAGAACCGAGAACACUACAGCUCUUUGGCCCAUCAUAUGUGCUGAGCUUUUAACCUACUUUCUGUUCCUAUGUACGAUGUCCAAGAUCAAUCUAACGGCCUCCAUUUUUCUAUCCUCCAUGUGCCUGUCUAAGAGUUUUUUAAAUGCCCCUCGUGUAUCUGCUUCUACCACCACUCCUGGCACCCCCCCCCCCCCCACUCUCUGUUUAAAAUAAAAAAACUUACCUCUGACAUCUAUACUUUCCUCCAAUCACUUUGAAAUGAUGCUUGUUUGUAUCGAUUUUGUAAAGAUGAAGAUGAGCUUUAUUUGUCACGUGCAUAUCAGAACACGCAGUGAAAUUCAGUGAGCCAGGAUCGCGCAGAGCAGCCGCAGAUAUUGCCACGUGCCAUUGUAGCAUGGGUUGUUUUCACUAACACUACCCACACGACUUUGGAGUGUGGGAGGAAACCCACGUGGUGACAGGGAGAACGUGCAAGUUGGUGGGAAUUGAAUCUUGCGGCUGGUGCUCUGAAGGGAUGUGGUACUGUGCUCUCACACUAAUGAUGUUAAUGUCACUGCUUGGAGCUUUAAAACCAUUUUGUGAUUACAAUAACCAUGUAUAACUUUUGCAAAGAGAAUCAUUAAACACCUUCAGAUCAGUACAA
Molecule: messenger RNA, 4550 nt
Organism: Hypanus sabinus (Atlantic stingray)
Lineage: Eukaryota; Metazoa; Chordata; Chondrichthyes; Myliobatiformes; Dasyatidae
Gene: cmtr2
Product: cap methyltransferase 2
Exons: 2
Coding region: 99-2360 (753 amino acids)
Biological process (GO): 7-methylguanosine mRNA capping
Cellular component (GO): cytoplasm; nucleus
Molecular function (GO): methyltransferase cap1 activity
Source: RefSeq, a predicted model, not a curated record